Botrytis fragariae is the source of this 1743-nucleotide messenger RNA. RefSeq names its product putative isotrichodermin c-15 hydroxylase protein. The record is from RefSeq and is a predicted model, not a curated record. Gene Ontology annotation, molecular function: monooxygenase activity; oxidoreductase activity, acting on paired donors, with incorporation or reduction of molecular oxygen; iron ion binding. The transcript has 3 exons. NCBI's taxonomy places the organism in Eukaryota, Fungi, Ascomycota, Leotiomycetes, Helotiales, Sclerotiniaceae. Bases 1 to 1743 code for a protein of 580 amino acids.
AUGGAGAAUAGUAAAAUGUCGGGGAUUCAUGCGGGUCGUAAACCCCAGAAAUGGCAUGGAGUAUUCUUGUUCGGACCGACGGCAUGUGUAGUGGGCUAUUGGGCAUUGAGUGGUCUCUCAAGACUCAUCAAAGAGGCUACCCUUGACGGCUUCAGACCACACGCUCCGUUGUGGUUGUUAUUGCUGGUGCUCAAUUGGUUUGUCCUCUAUCGCCUGUAUUUUCAUCCUUUAGCAGGAUAUCCUGGUCCGAUUUUGGCUUCCGUUACAGACUGGUACAAUAUUCAUCUCUGCCUCAAGGGCGACCGUCAUUUGAAUGAAUACCGACUCCAUCAAAUCUAUGGACCGAUUGUACGAAUUGGACCGAAUCGACUGUCUUUCAAUAGCACCACCGCUCUUCAAGAUAUAUAUAGCUCCGCUGCCAACACGCAGAAGUCCGACUUUUAUACAAUAUAUCACUACUUUUUUAAAGUUCCAUCUGUGCUCACCACUAUCGACAAGAGGAUUCACGCACUCAAGAGACGUAUUCUGGUUAAAGCUCUGAAUCCGCAGGCGGUACAAGAGCUACAGAAUCUUAUCUAUCGAAACACUCAACGCUUCUCCGAAUAUCUUCGAGAGGGCAAAAAUGGGAAGGUGUCAGUGGGCGAAUGGACACACCCUCACGAUAUUUCAAAAGCUUUGACAUAUCUACAAGCAGAUAUCAUGGGCGAUGUAACGUUCAGUCGUAAUUGGGGUAUGUUAAAUGAUGAGGAAAAUCGUCAUAUGGUUGGUCUCAUGUCUGAUUCGGCUCUUGCUAUGAACACGCUAGGGCACAUGCGUACGAUUGAAAAACUCGGCCUAUUCAAAUUGAUUCCACCAUCUUUCAUGCAUGGUGCCAAGAAGCUUUUUGCUCUCAGCAAAUCUCAGACAGAUUGGCGGAUCAAUUACAGCAAUGAUUUAGCUAACACAGAUAUUUUCUCCGCCAUUCUUGCCGCACGGGAUCAAGAAGCGGGACAGAUCUAUACUCAAGAACAGUUGAUCUCUGAAGCCGGUGUCUUGAUAAUAGCCGGCAUGGAUACCACUGCAUCAGGGCUAACGGCAACCAUUUUUUAUCUUCUUCACAACCCACUGGUCUUCGAACGUUUGAAAAGGGAAAUUAGAGAGAGAUGGGCCAAGGUCAGUGAAAUCAAAGUUGGGGGAAAGUUGAAUGACUACAAAUAUCUUACGGCGUGUAUUGACGAGGCCAUGCGACUUUCACCCGGUGUUGGGGCGAAUAUACCGAGGGAGGUAAUGAAAGGCGGAGCUGUCAUCGAUGGUUGCGCCAUUCUAGCUGGAGUUACAGUUGGGGUCUCCGCCUACAGUAUUCAUCACGAGGAAAGAUAUUUCGAAAAUCCGUUCGUUUAUAGGCCUGAGCGUUGGCUUGAUGAAGAGGGUGAAAAUGAGUCAUCAAAAGGAAAUGCCAGAAACUCCAAAGUCUUUGAACCAAAAGCAUUCACCCCAUUUGGCACUGGGAGAACAAGCUGCAUAGGUAAAUAUCUAGCGUAUCAGGAGAUGGGAGUGGUGUUGGCACGAUUGAUUUGGGAGUUUGAUAUGCGAUUGAGUGUUCAGGAGGGAGUAGGACUUGGCGAGGGUAAGAAGGGGAUGGGUUGGGGCAGAGAGAGGAAGGAAGAGUUCCAGACUUGGGACAGAUUUGUGAGUUGGCAUGAAGGUCCAAUGGUGGAGUUUAGAUUGAGAAGCGGGGAUGAGAGUAACAAGGAUGGUCUGUAA